AUGUUCAACCUCAUGAAGAAGGACAAAGAGAAGGAUGGGACCAGGAAGGAGAAGAAGGAAAAGAAGGAGAAGAAGGAGCGGAUGUCGGCGGCCGAGCUCAAGAGCCUGGAGGAGAUGAGCAUGCGCCGGGGUUUCUUCAACCUCAACCGGGCCUCCAAGCGGGAGUCCAGGACGCGCCUGGAGAUCUCCAACCCCAUCCCCAUCAAGGUGGCCAGCGGCUCCGACCUGCACCUCACGGACAUUGACUCCGACAGCAACCGGGGCAGCGUCAUCCUGGACUCGGGGCACCUGAGCACGGCCAGCUCCAGCGACGACCUCAAGGUGGACGACGGCAACUUCAAGGGCUCAGUGCUGCAGCGCGCGGCCAAGUUCGGCUCGCUGGCCAAGCAGAACUCGCAGAUGAUCGUCAAGCGCUUCUCCUUCUCGCAGAAGAGCCGGGAUGAGAGCGCCUCGGAGACCUCGACGCCCUCCGAGCACUCGGCAGCGCCCUCUCCGCAGGUGGAGGUGCGCGCGCUGGAGACGCAGCUCGCCGCGUCCCCGGGCCGCCCGCGGGCGCCCUCGGCCGCCUCGCUGCGCGCCCGGGUGCCGGAGCUCGUGGGCAAGCGCUUCCCGGCGGAGCUGCGGCUGCCGCCCGUGGUGCCGCCGCAGCCGCCCGCGCCACGGCAGCUGGAGCUGCAGCGGCGCCACACGGGCGACUUCGGCUUCUCGCUGCGCCGCACCACCAUGCUGGACCGCGGCGCCGACGGGCACGUGUACCGGCGCGUGGUGCACUUCGCCGAGCCCGGCGCCGGCACCAAGGACCUGGCGCUGGGGCUGGUGCCGGGCGACCGGCUCGUGGAGAUCAACGGGCGGAAUGUGGAGAGCAAGACGCGGGACGAGAUCGUGGAGAUGAUCCGGCAGUCGGGGGAGACGGUGCAGCUGAAGGUGCAGCCCAUCCUGGAGCUCAGCGAGCUGAGCCGCUGCUGGCUGCGGGGCGGCGAGGGCGCACGCCGCGACCUGGACCCCGCGGCGCCGGCACCCGGCCAGGGUCAGGCGGACGAUGUCCCCGCAGCCCCGCUGGGCCCGCUCCCCGCUGCCGCUCAGGCCAAGACGGAGGAGCAGAUGGCAGCCGAGGAGGCCUGGUACGAGACGGACAAGGUGUGGCUGGUGCACAAGGACGGCUUCUCCCUGGCCAGCCAGCUACGCACGGACGAGGCCAGCGCGCUGCCCGAGGGCAAGGUCAAGGUGAAGCUGGACCACGACGGGGCCAUCCUGGAGGUGGAUGAGGACGACGUGGAGAAGGCCAACCCGCCGUCCUGCGACCGCGCCGAGGACCUCGCCGGCCUCGUCUACCUCAACGAGUCGAGCGUGCUGCACACGCUGCGGCAGCGCUACGGUGGCAACCUCACGCACACCUACGCAGGGCCCACCAUGGUCAUCGUCAACCCGCUGAGCUCCCCGUCCAUGUACUCCGAGAAGGUGAUGCACAUGUUCAAAGGGUGCCGCCGGGAGGACAUGUCGCCGCACAUCUACGCCGUGGCGCAGGCCGCCUACCGCAGCAUGCUCAUGAGCCGCCAGGACCAGGCCGUGGUGCUGCUGGGCAGCAGCGGCAGUGGCAAGACCACCAACUGCCAGCACCUGGUGCAGUACCUGGCCACCAUCGCCGGCAGCACCGGCAAGGUCUUCUCGGCGGAGAAGUGGCAGGCUCUCUACACCGUCCUCGAGGCUUUUGGCAAUAGCAGCACCAGCAUGAACGGCAACGCCACGCGCUUCUCCCAGAUCAUCUCCCUGGACUUCGACCAGGCCGGGCAGGUGGCAUCCGCCUCAGUGCAGACGCUGCUGCUCGAGAAACUCCGCGUCGCCCGGCGCCCGGCCAACGAAGCCACCUUCAACGUCUUCUACUACCUGCUGGCCUGCUCCGAUAACGCCCUGCGGACCGAGCUGCACUUCAACCACCUGGCCGAGAACAACGUCUUUGGCAUCGUGCCGCUCUCCAAGCCAGAGGAGAAGCAGAAGGCGACGCAGCAGUUCAACAAGCUCCAGGCUGCCAUGAAGGUGAUGGGCAUCUCCAGCGACGAGCAGAAAGCCUUCUGGCUUGUCCUGGGGGCCAUCUACCACCUGGGGGCUGCCGGAGCCACCAAAGACGCCGACGAAGCCGGGAGGAAGCAGUUUGCGCGGCACGAGUGGGCCCAGAAAGCCGCCUACCUGCUGGGCUGCAGCCUGGAGGAGCUCUCCUCCUCCAUCUUCAAGCACCAGCCCAAGGGCAGCCUGCAGAGAUCCACCUCCUUCCGCCAGGGCCCCGAGGACACGGCCAUGGGUGACGGCUCAGGUCCCAAGCUCUCGGCGCUGGAGUGCCUGGAGGGCAUGGCCGCGGGCCUGUACUCGGAGCUCUUCACCCUGCUCAUCUCGCUGCUCAACAGGGCCCUCAAGUCGAGCCAGCACUCGCUGUGCUCCGUGACCGUGGUGGACACCCCUGGGGCGCAGAACCCGGCGCUGGCGGGGCAGAGCCGCGGGGCCACCUUCGAGGAGCUGUGCCACAACUACGCGCAGGAGCGCCUGCAGCUGCUCUUCCACCAGCGCACCUGCGCCCAGGAGCUCGAGCGCUACAAGGAGGAAAACAUAGAGCUUGCACUGGCUGACACAGAGCCCACCACCCCGGGCUCUGUAGCCACUGUAGACCAGCCCUCACACCAGGCUCUGGUGCGCUCGCUGGCCCGCACGGACGAGGCGCGCGGGCUGCUGUGGCUGCUGGAGGAGGAGGCGCUGCAGCCCGGCGGCUCCGAGGACACCUUGCUGGAGCGGCUCUUCUCCUACUACGGCCCCCAGGAGGGCAGCAAGAAAGGACACGACCCGCUGCUCCCCAGCGACAAACCCCGGCACUUCUUCCUGGGCCACAGCGCGGGCACCAACUGGGUGGAAUACGAUGCCACGGGCUGGCUGCACCACGUCAAGCACAACCCGGCCGCCCAGAACGCCUCCGUGCUGCUGCAGGAGUCGCAGAAGAAGGUCAUCAGCAGCCUGUUCGCGGGCCGCGCCGGCUCGGCGCUGGUGCUCUCGGGCUCCGUGGCCGGGCUGGAGGGCGGCUCGCAGCUGGCCCUGCGCCGCGCCACCAGCAUGCGCAAGACCUUCACCACCGGCGUGGCUGCCGUCAAGAAGAAGUCGCUGUGCAUCCAGGUCAAGCUGCAAGUGGACGCCCUCAUCGACAGCAUCAAGAAGGCCAAGAUGCACUUCGUGCACUGCUUCCUGCCCAAGGCGGAGGGGCCCGCGGGGGAUGCGCGGGGGCUGCCGGCGCGGCGCGUGAGCGGCAGCGAGCUGGACCUGCCCGCCGAGCACUGCGAGGCCGGCCUCAUGCAGCUCGACGUGCCGCUGCUGCGCGCCCAGCUCCGCGGCUCCCGCCUGCUCGACGCCCUGCGCAUGUACCGCCAAGGGUACCCCGACCACAUGGUGUUUGCGGAGUUCAGGCGGCGCUUCGACGUGCUGGCCCCUCACCUCACCAAGAAGCACGGCCGCAACUACAUCGUGGUGGACGAGAAGCGGGCGGUGGAAGAGCUGCUGGAGUCGCUGGACUUGGAGAAGAGCAGCUACCACAUGGGCUUGAGCCGGGUGUUUUUCCGGGCAGGGUGCCUGGCCAGGCUGGAGGAGCAGCGGGACGAGCAGACGAGCAAGAACAUCACGCUGUUCCAGGCGGCGUGCAGGGGCUUCCUGGCGCGGCAGCUCUUCAAGAAGAGGAAGAUCCAGGACCUGGCCAUCCGCUGCGUGCAGAAGAACAUCAAGAAGAACAAGGGGGUGAAGGGCUGGCCCUGGUGGAAGCUCUUCACCACGGUGCGGCCCCUCAUCGAGGUGCAGCUCACCGAGGACCAGAUCCGCGGCAAGGACGAAGAGAUCCAGCAGCUCAAGGGCAAGCUCGAGAAGGUGGAGAGGGAGCGCAACGAGCUCCGGCUGCACAGCGACCGCCUGGAGAGCAGGAUCACGGAGCUGACGUCGGAGCUGACGGACGAGCGGAACACGGGCGAGUCGGCCUCGCAGCUGCUGGACGCCGAGACGGCCGAGAGGCUGCGGGCUGAGAAGGAGAUGAAGGACCUGCAGGCCAAGUACGAUGCGCUGAAGAAGCAGAUGGAGUCCAUGGAGAUGGAGGUGAUGGAGGCCCGGCUCAUCCGGGCGGCCGAGCUCAACGGGGAGCUGGACGACGAUGACGCAGGCGGCGAGUGGCGGCUGAAAUACGAGCGGGCCGUGCGGGAGAUCGACUUCACCAAGAAGCGGCUGCAGCAGGAGCUGGAGGACAAGCUGGAGCUGGAGCAGCAGGGCAAGCGGCAGCUGGAGAGGAGGCUCGCCGACCUGCAAGCCGACAGCGAGGAGAGCCAGCGGGCCCUGCAGCAGCUCAAGAAGAAGUGCCAGCGCCUGGCGUCGGAGCUGCAGGACACCAAGCUGCACCUCGAGGGCCAGCAGGGCCGCAACCAUGACCUGGAGAAGAAGCAACGGAGGUUCGACGGCGAGCUCUCGCAGGCCCACGAGGAAACGCAGCGGGAGCGGCUGCAGCGCGAGAAGCUGAGCCGCGAGAAGGACGUGCUGGUGGCCGAGGCCUUCGGCCUCAAGCAGCUGCUGGAGGAUAGGGACGUGGACAUCACCAGCCUGACGCAGAAGGUGGAGGCACUGGAGGCCGAGCUGCAGGACAUCUCGUCGCAGGAGUCCAAGGACGAGGCCUCUCUGGCCAAGGUGAAGAAGCAGCUGCGGGACCUGGAGGCCAAGGUCAAGGACCAGGAGGAGGAACUGGACGAGCAGGCGGGCACCAUCCAGAUGCUGGAGCAGGCCAAGCUGCGGCUGGAGAUGGAGAUGGAGCGGCUGCGGCAGACGCACGCCAAGGAGGUGGAGAGCCGUGACGAAGAGGUGGAGGAGAUUCGGCAGUCGUGCCAGAAGAAGCUGAAGCAGAUGGAAGUGCAGCUGGAGGAGGAGUACGAAGACAAGCAGAAGGUGCUGAGGGAGAAGCGGGAGCUGGAGAGCAAGUUAUCCGCUGUCAGCGACCAGGUCAACCAGCGGGACUUUGAGACGGAGAAGCGGCUGCGCAGGGACCUGAAGAGGACCAAGGCGCUGCUGGCCGACGCGCAGAUCAUGCUGGACCACCUGAAGAACAACGCGCCCAGCAAGAGGGAGAUCGCGCAGCUCAAGAACCAGCUCGAGGAGUCCGAGUUCACCUGCGCGGCCGCCGUCAAAGCCCGCAAGUCCAUGGAGGUGGAGAUCGAAGAUCUCCACUUGCAGAUUGACGAUCUCUCCAAGGCCAAGGCAGCGCUGGAAGAGCAGUUGAGCCGGCUGCAGCGGGAGAAGAACGAGGUGCAGAGUCGCCUGGAGGAGGACCAGGAGGACAUGAACGAGCUGAUGAAGAAGCACAAGGCGGCAGUGGCCCAGGCCUCCCGGGACCUGGCGCAGAUGAACGACCUUCAGGCGCAGCUGGAGGAGGUCGGCAAAGAGAAGCAGGAGCUGCAGGAGAAGCUGCAAGGGCUGCAGAGCCAGCUGGAGUUCCUCGAGCAGUCCAUGGUGGACAAGUCGCUGGUGAGCCGGCAGGAGGCCAAGAUCCGCGAGCUGGAGACCCGGCUGGAGUUCGAGCGGACGCAAGUCAAGCGGCUGGAGAGCCUGGCCACGCGCCUCAAGGAGAACAUGGAGAAGCUGACGGAGGAGCGGGACCAGCGCGCGGCCGCCGAGAGCCGCGAGAAGGAGCAGAACAAGCGGCUGCAGCGGCAGCUCCGCGACGUCAAGGAGGAGAUGGGCGAGCUGGCCAAGAAGGAGGCGGAGGCGAGCCGCAAGAAGCACGAGCUGGAGAUGGACCUGGAGAGCCUGGAAGCCGCCAACCAGAGCCUGCAGUCGGACCUGAAACUGGCCUUCAAGCGCAUCGGGGACCUGCAGGCGGCCAUCGAGGACGAGAUGGAGAGCGACAGCAACGAGGACCUCAUCAACAGUUUGCAGGACAUGGUGACAAAAUAUCAGAAAAGAAAGAAUAAACUCGACGGCGACUCGGACGCCGACUCGGAGCUGGAGGAGCGCGUGGACGGGGUCAAGUCGUGGCUCUCCAAGAGCAAAGGCUCCUCCAAAGCGGUCUCGGACGACGGCAGCCUCAAGGGCAGCAGGGACGGCAAGGACGGCGGCGAGGCCGAGGAGCGGCCGGCGUCGGCCGCCAGCUGCCUCAGCUACCGCAAGCGCGGCGGCCUCAAGGACUCCAUCGGCGGGCGCGGGGACGAGCGGACGCUCUUCUCGGCCGCCAUCGAGGAGGUGCUCAGCUACCGGCCGCUGGGCGCCGCGCGCUCCCGCCCGGCCUCCGACGAGGACGAAGAUGACGAUGGCGAGGACAGCAGGAGCGUGCGCAGCGCCCGCAGCGCCGUGCUGCCCCGCGCCGAGCGCCCCGCCAGCAGCCUCCGCCGCUCGGCCUCCGCGCUCGACUUCUCGCGGCCGCCCCGCGCCAAGGGCCACCGCGGCAGCAGCUCCGGAGAGUCCUCCGAGGAAGAGGAGCGCAAGAGGAAGAGCUCCAAGAAGCACGCCAAGAAGGCCAAGAAGAAAGGCAAGAAGAAGAAGAAGAAGCCGUCGGAAUCGGAGUCCUCCUCCGAGUCCUCCUCGGAGUCAUCCUCGGAGUCGUCCUCUGGCUCCACCGUCUCCUACCGGAGCAGCUCCAGCAUCAAGAAGGGUCCCCGGAAGGCCGGCCCGGAGGCGAGCACGGGAGCGGGGCGCUCCGGCAAGGAGAAGAAGGAGGAGAAGCAGCGCAAGAAGCAGGUGGACAGCCUCAUGAUGAAGUACCUGUACCGGCCCGAGAGCGACUGAGCAGGAGGGCCUUCGCCGGCGACCGCUGGGACGAGGAGCAGGAGAGCGUGGAGAGC
Nothoprocta perdicaria is the source of this 6836-nucleotide messenger RNA. It is a transcript of the gene MYO18A, whose product is annotated as myosin XVIIIA. The coding region runs from base 1 to 6780 and encodes 2259 amino acids. Gene Ontology annotation, molecular function: protein binding; cytoskeletal motor activity; ATP binding. Lineage: Eukaryota; Metazoa; Chordata; Aves; Tinamiformes; Tinamidae. The record is from RefSeq and is a predicted model, not a curated record. Gene Ontology annotation, cellular component: myosin complex. The transcript has 45 exons.